This is a messenger RNA of Branchiostoma belcheri (Belcher's lancelet), 2098 nucleotides long. RefSeq lists its product as uncharacterized. The transcript is spliced from 13 exons. The coding region runs from base 62 to 1567 and encodes 501 amino acids. The record is from RefSeq and is a predicted model, not a curated record. Lineage: Eukaryota; Metazoa; Chordata; Leptocardii; Amphioxiformes; Branchiostomatidae.
GAGGCCUCAGGAGGUGCUGUAAGAUGAGGCUAUCUGAAAGGACGCCCAGACACCCUUAACUAUGCCUGGAGCCAGACUAAACAAGAAGCUUCUUCUCUGCGGAUUCUUUGUGGCAACUUUUUCAGUGUUUGGCUGGUUGAGACUCUUAUUCUUGAUAAACUCUUAUGAGUUCAGACCCAGAAGACAUGCUCCAGAUGCCACAAGAUUGUUCAGUACAGCAGUACCAAACCAUGCGGACUGGUAUAGACAACACUGUUUCGGGAACACGAAAGAAAAUUUCACCAUAGGUAAACUGGAAGACCUGAUGGAAGGAUGGCAUUCAGCACAACAUCCAGGCUGCAAAGAGCUACACCGAAUAUUUGAUGACAUCUACCAGGUGACGAGGAAGUCCGGCCAGGUGGUGAUCCCGGACACCUUCCAAACCAAAGUCCUGAAGUGGCUGGGAAAUAACUACGACUUACUGAAGGAUGUUAAACUACAGUUUGUGACCACUGUGUUCAACCUGAUCACACACGAGAGUUCUGUCUUCAACCCCAUCCGCUCCAAAAGACCUGGAGUUGCAACAGGAGACAGGGAUGUAGCAAGCUAUGUAGAUGAGUUGGCCAAAGAAACAGAGAAUGACUGCGACUUCUGUGCAUACCAAUUUAAAACAGCAGAAGACACAUUCGGCAGGAUAGAGUCCACACACUCUGCCACGGCUGCAAACACUUUCAAGUAUGACAGCUUCCACGCCCUCAUCCUCCUGAAGACCCACCAUCCCACGGCCUUCUCUGAAGAACAGUUCAUGGAUUUCACAAGCACAGCCAUGAAAUGGUUUAUGAAGUGUUACGACACAGACAAGCAGUACCGCUAUCCCCACCUGAUGUGGGACAGUCUGCCUAAAGCCAGCGCCAGCCAGGUCCAUCCACACGCACAGGCUAGUCUCAGUGCUGCCAGGCAUUACGGUCUGAUGGAGCACCUCCACCUGUCAGCAGAGCACUAUGCAGAUCAACACGACGGUGACAACUACUUUUCACACCUUCUGCAGAUCCACAAUGCACUUGGUUUGACCACAUUCCUCGGAAAUGCCUCUGCCAUGGCCUACCUGACACCUAAGAAAGACCAUGAAGUCUUCAUCAUGAGCAGAACUUCAGGAGAGGACUUCUUCAGACUUAUAUACUACACCAUUCGAACUUUUAUAGAUGAUUUAAAACUUCCAGCCUUCAGCAUGGCCAUGUUUUUACCAAGACUGGAGCCGUUCAGUGCGCCCACAUCAGAGGACAUCCCAGCAGUAGCCAGGAUCAUCACACGCGGCCCGCCGGACAACCCCAGAAACGACAUCAGUUCCAUGGAACUAUUUGGAGCAUCCAAUGUGAACGUCGACCCUUUUGCAGUGAUCGGACACAUCAAAAACACCAUACAUAGAAAUAAGAAGGGAGUACAGCCAUCCCCACAUGUGAAGGAGGAUGCUCUGAUUGAUCAGAAGAAAGAGGAGGCACCACAUGUACAGGCCACUCAGGAGAAGUCAGAGGUGAACAACCAAAACAGCAAAGAUUCAGACAAUCAAGUACAAGGUGGAGCAUUAUGACCAUCCGGGAGAAAAUUUUUAAUGUUUUGAUGUUGUCAUCAAGUUGUAUAUUUCUUAUAUUGCUCUGCAAUAAGUCCACUUGUCUUCCAAAAUACAAGGAAGAAAAUCAUGAUAAGUUGUAACUCAAAAGGUGGCAAAGACAAAUCAAAUAUAGGGAAGGAAGCUGUACACUUUUCAUAGUGUCCAAACCUAUUUUAGCUUUAUUUGAGUCUCUUUUGGUCUCUUUGCAGAGGACAAAAAGAGGCUUGGCGGUUAUUGUACAGUGCACAGUGUGGUUUGAGAUAUGAAGGGAAACAUGCAAGUUUUCAAAUGGUGGUCUAUCAAUGUCUUUGUCUUUGUGUGAAAAAUCCCAACGAGAAGAUAAAUUGUGACAAAAUUGAUAAGCUCAGUAAGCACAUCCUAAGUUCCUAAGUAUGUUAAACUUGAGAUUUAGAUCACGUGAGAUUGAAAGUCCUUAAAUUAUGUAAAAUGCAGUCAUACAUAAUGUACAUAGGGGAGAGAUAUUGCUGAAAAUAAACUUUUAUUCAUACC